GAUAAAGUAACAGAGGAGAGGGUCCAGAGGCUGAAGCAGAGGUUCAUGUCAGCCUAUGAUGUCACCGCAGACGGACGCCUGCAGAUCCAGGAGUUGGCCAUGAUGAUCCUGCCACAGGACGAGAACUUCCUCCUGGUGUUCCGCAGGGAAGCACCUCUGGAUAACAGUGUAGACUUUAUGAAGAUCUGGAGAAAGUAUGAUGCUGACAGCAGUGGAUUCAUAUCAGCUGUGGAGCUGAAGGGUUUCCUGAAGGACUUGUUCCAGCAGCACGGGAAGGCUGUGUCCUCCAGCAAACUGGACGAGUACACAGACGCAAUGAUGAACAUUUUUGACAAAAAUAAGGAUGGUCGCUUGGAUCUGAACGAUUUGGCCAGGAUCCUGGCUCUAGAAGAGAAUUUCAUGCUACAGUUCCAAAUGGAUGCCUCAAGUCAAGAAGACAGAAAGAGAGACUUUGACAAAAUAUUCAACCACUAUGAUGUUAGUAACACCGGAGCUUUGGAAGGACCAGAGGUGGAUGGCUUUGUAAAAGACAUGAUGGAACUGGUCAGGCCCAGCAUCACUGGUCCAGAGCUGGACAAACUGAGGGCUGUGCUGCUGGGACACUGUGACGUCAACAAAGAUGGAAAGAUCCAGAGGAAUGAGCUGGCGCUGUGCCUGGGAAUGAAGCCCAAAAAGGCCUAGUCUUCCCCGUACAGAGAAGCCCUCUACUACUGACCCUUCCCUUCACUCUGAGACAUCCAGAACACCCAGAACUUUAUGUCCAAUCUUCAAAAACAAAGAUGACAAAGACAACAGCUGCCAGUGUUUUAGCAUGUUGUGGAACAAGCACUGUUCUGAAUGAUAUCAAUUGUGUUUUCUUGUGAUAGAUUCAAAUUAAUACAGAAUAAUACAGGUAGCCUACUGGUAAAUUAAUACAGAAUAAUACAGGUAGUCUACUGGUAAAUUAAUACAGAAUAAUACAGGUAGUCUACUGGUAAAUUAAUACAGAAUAAUACAGGUAGCCUACUGGUAAAUUAAUACAGAAUAAUACAGGUAGUCUACUGGUAAAUUAAUACAGAAUAAUACAGGUAGUCUACUGGUAAAUUAAUACAGAAUAAUACAGGUAGUCUACUGGUAAAUUAAUACAGAAUAAUACAGGUAGUCUACUGGUAAAUUAAUACAGAAUAAUACAGGUAGCCUACUGGUAAAUUAAUACAGAAUAAUACAGGUAGCCUACUGGUAAAUUAAUACAGAAUAAUACAGGUAGUCUACUGGUAAAUUAAAGUGUAUCUAUCUGAGAAAGCAGGAGAAUGCUCAAUGUUCCAGACUGUGUUGUGAAUGAUGCUUUGUUUUGUUGGCCUGGCCAUAGCUGGCGAUUGGGCAAUUUGCAUGUAAGUGCAGUACUGUAUUGUACAUUAGGUGAGUUGCUGUUUUUAAUAUUAUAUGAUGAUGUUUAACAAUGAUAAUUAAAUCAAGAAUAGUGGCA
Salvelinus fontinalis (brook trout) is the source of this 1465-nucleotide messenger RNA. Its product is annotated as secretagogin-like. Lineage: Eukaryota; Metazoa; Chordata; Actinopteri; Salmoniformes; Salmonidae. Gene Ontology annotation, molecular function: calcium ion binding. The record is from RefSeq and is a predicted model, not a curated record. Gene Ontology annotation, cellular component: terminal bouton; cytosol; nucleus. Gene Ontology annotation, biological process: regulation of presynaptic cytosolic calcium ion concentration; regulation of long-term synaptic potentiation.